Molecule: messenger RNA, 801 nt
Organism: Durusdinium trenchii
Lineage: Eukaryota; Dinophyceae; Suessiales; Symbiodiniaceae
Source: the annotation of a GenBank genome assembly
AUGGACAUGCGGGAUUUAUAUAACACGCUAGGCCCGCUAGGCAUACGAGGUAUGCUUGUGGGGAAACCCUUCAACAAUGUUCAACAAACUUGCAGUGGCUCUACCUUUGUACCGAGAUUCCUGCUGCUGCUGCUGCUGGUGCUGCUCAUUGGAGUUGAUCUACCCGAUGGUCAAUUGGGACGCCUUAAAGAGCUCUUCCUCCUGAAGAGUGAAUGCUUCGGUCCAUCCGAGUUCAAUCAGUUGCCAACAGUCAAGUCUGUUGACAUAUUUAUUUGUCAUUCUUGGUCGUGCUCUUCGUGGAUCAAGAUUUUGGCUCUUUGCCAUUAUUUACACCUGGAUUGGGCGGUCACAGCAGCUAGCUUCGUGACCCUUUUGGCGGUCUUCACACUGGUAGUCUGUGCAGGAAGCUUUCAUGAAGUCUCAGAGGCUGGUGAGAUGGUGCUGAGUGGGGCCUUUGUAUGGGGUCCCGCGGCAAUUUUCUUUUCAGUCUACUUCUUCGGGCAUUUGUUGCGCAGCAAAGCCCUUUGGUUUGACCGCAUUUGCGUGAACCAGGUGGACCUAGCGCUGAAAGCCCAAACAAUCCAAGGAAUCCCUGCUUUUGUUUCGCAGGCAGCACGGAUGGUAUUGUUGUGUUUCCAAAAUGUCGACUUGUGCAAAUUGCAGCUUGGGGCAUUGUGGGUACCGAGAACGAUGCCCAGUUCAAUGGUCGCGUUGAAGGGUGUGACCAAACCCCUGCCGCAGCAGAACGCGCUGCGCUUGCCCAUGCUGUUCUUGCCGCCCACAGAGCCCAGGUUCCUGUAA